CCAUCACUGCAUCCAAAAAUACAUCGCACCAAAGUUUCCACUGAAAAACCUUUCAACAAACAAACUCUCGUCAUCAAACAACAAUUCAUCAUGUCCGGCACUCAGAACACCAACCCCGGCAACUUUGCCAACCGCCCCAAGGACGAAGUCCGUGAGAUCGCAUCCAAGGGUGGCCAGGCCAGUCACAGCGGCGGCUUUGCCAGCAUGGAUCCUGACAAGCAGGCAAGUUUUUUCCCUUUCAGUCCAGCCAACCAGCGCAGUCUACUGACAUCGUACCAGCGCGAGAUCGCUUCCAAGGGCGGCCACGCUUCGUCCGGCAGCUUCGAGCCGGGCAGCGAGCGUGCCCGUGAGGCAGGCCGGAAGGGCGGCCGCGCAACUGGCGGCAGCAGUGAUGACGCCGAGUAACUCAUGAAUGAUGACUGUUUGGAAUUCGGCGCAAAUCUGUAUUAUUAGUGGAUGGAUUUUCGGUCGUUUAGCGAGUGAUCUCUGACGAUGGGACAAUGAAUGAAUCAAUAUGCCCGAUUUUCCCUUGUGCGUUAUUAUGCUAAUGAAUUCGAUCAAUGAAAUUCCAUGGAGCGAACAUGUUCAAGUUGCCCUAACAUUGUGUCGAUUGACAUGUUUCGUGAAGUCG
This is a messenger RNA of Parathielavia appendiculata, 631 nucleotides long. RefSeq lists its product as uncharacterized. The transcript is spliced from 2 exons. The coding region runs from base 91 to 405 and encodes 104 amino acids. NCBI's taxonomy places the organism in Eukaryota, Fungi, Ascomycota, Sordariomycetes, Sordariales, Chaetomiaceae. The record is from RefSeq and is a predicted model, not a curated record.